This is a messenger RNA of Phasianus colchicus (ring-necked pheasant), 1021 nucleotides long. RefSeq names its product sperm associated antigen 8 (gene SPAG8). Gene Ontology annotation, biological process: positive regulation of transcription by RNA polymerase II. Gene Ontology annotation, molecular function: microtubule binding. NCBI's taxonomy places the organism in Eukaryota, Metazoa, Chordata, Aves, Galliformes, Phasianidae. Gene Ontology annotation, cellular component: cytoplasm; nucleus. The record is from RefSeq and is a predicted model, not a curated record.
GCGCGGGAAGCGCGGGCGCGGCGAGCGUUUACCGUCCCCAUGGCGAUGCGGGACGCGGCCAUGCAACACGGAGCGCGGCGGGGGCCCGAGACCCCCCAAGGGGUGGCUCUGACCGGCCACGUCGUUCCCGUGGACCCCGCGGAUGGACCCCCGUGCGGAAUCGGGCUGCGAGGUGAGGUGCUGCUGCCCGUGGCGUCCUCAUGCUGCAGAGACACAGUGGUGACUGUAGCCGAGGAGCCUCAGGAGGUGAUGACGACCCCGAAUGAAGACUCGCCCGAGGUGGUGGACACAGAAGAGGACCACCACGAGGUGCCGUUGACUCUGAACGAGGAGUCCUCCAAGGUGCUGGUGCCCACAAACAAGGACCUCCCUGAGGUGCCGGCAGAGCAGCUGAGAUGCAGUGUGCCACGGGGGACCUGCCUGAUCCACAACUGGCAGGAGGAGAGAGCCACCAACCACCUGGACAAUGUGGUACCACUGGAGUUGGGCAGCGAGGGCUUCAUCUACCGGCACGGUCACCGUGGGCUGCUGGCACCCCUGCACCCACCCAUCUCAUUGCCCUGCAGCACCACCAAGGAUGCCUUCCGCCCGCCCCACAGAAUCCCACUGCUGGCACAAGGGCAGCGGGAAGCCAUGCUGGAGAGGAUGCUGUACCAGAAGUACCGGCAGGAGCUGAUGAAGGAGAUCAACCCACCACCUGGUCCCAUGGAGACUCUCUCCACCACACACCGGGAUUAUCAGGCAGGGGGCUUCCAGCCCACACCCCCACUCACCACCCAGCCCCACAACUACCACAUGGAGCAGCCCCGCAGCUUCUGGCUGGAGCAAGCCCACAGUGUGCCUGGUGUCACCUGCAUCCGCACUGGGGACAGUCCCUUCCGUAGAAACGCCGCCUUCUCCACCCCCAUCACCGAGUACCUGGAGCAGCCCCUGCCCUACGAGGCAGCUACCCGCCGGCUGCAGCCCAGCAUGCAAUAAAGAGCAGGGGCCAGCCCUGCUGCUGGCACCCUGGUGUUCUCCA